Bufo bufo (common toad) is the source of this 2741-nucleotide messenger RNA. Its product is annotated as NADPH--cytochrome P450 reductase. The record is from RefSeq and is a predicted model, not a curated record. Lineage: Eukaryota; Metazoa; Chordata; Amphibia; Anura; Bufonidae. The coding region runs from base 56 to 2152 and encodes 698 amino acids. The transcript is spliced from 16 exons. Gene Ontology annotation, molecular function: NADPH-hemoprotein reductase activity; flavin adenine dinucleotide binding; FMN binding. Gene Ontology annotation, biological process: response to hormone. Gene Ontology annotation, cellular component: cytosol.
CUGCUAUCAGCCUUGACUUUUUGGAUUCUAGAUAUAUUUGCCAUAAAUCGACAGAAUGGACUUGGAGGUCACUGAACAUCUUAUGAGGCAUAGAGAGUCCAGUAUAAAGAUGGCUGAUUCCUGUGUUAACCAAGAUGGGUGCCAUACGGAGGAGGGUAGCAGUGUUGCCGAGGAGGCCAUGUUCAGCAUGGCAGACAUGUUCUUAUUAUCGCUCAUCGUUGGCCUACUCACCUAUUGGUUCUUCUUCCGCAAGAAGAAAGAGGAGACGAUUGAGUUUAAAGUUCAGACCCCUGUAGCAUCAUCCAACUCCCGAGAAAGCAGCUUUGUGGAAAAGAUGAAAAAGACGGGCAAAAAUAUAGUGGUAUUCUAUGGAUCUCAGACAGGAACUGGAGAAGAGUUUUCUAAUCGUCUUGCUAAGGAUGCUCACCGCUACGGUAUGCGUGGUAUGUCUGCUGACCCUGAAGAAUUUGAAAUGGUGGAUCUUGGUCGUCUUAAGGACAUUGAAAACUCUCUUGCUGUAUUCUGCAUGGCUACAUAUGGUGAAGGGGACCCUACAGAUAAUGCCCAGGACUUCUAUGAUUGGUUGCAAGAAGCGGACGUUGAUCUGUCUGGUCUAAAGUUUGCAGUAUUUGGCCUUGGAAAUAAGACAUAUGAGCACUUUAAUGCCAUGGGCAAAUACUUGGAUAAAAGACUAGAAGAGCUGGGUGCAGAAAGAAUCUUUGAACUAGGAAUGGGAGAUGAUGAUGGCAACCUGGAAGAAGAUUUUAUCACUUGGCGUGAGCAGUUUUGGCCUGCAGUGUGCGAACAUUUUGGCGUGGAAGCAACAGGAGAUGAAUCCAGUAUUCGUCAGUAUGAACUUGUAGUGUACACAGACGAGAAUAUGAACAAGGUGUACACCGGAGAGAUGGGCCGUCUUAAGAGCUAUGAGAUACAAAAACCACCUUUUGAUGCAAAAAAUCCAUUCCUGUCCAGUGUAACUGCUAACCGAAAACUUAACCAAGGUGGAGAGAGGCAUUUGAUGCAUCUGGAACUUGAUAUCACGGACUCAAAAAUCAGGUACGAGUCAGGAGAUCACGUGGCAGUUUAUCCAGCUAAUGAAUCCUCAAUAGUUAACAAACUCGGAGAACUUCUGGGAGUAGACCUUGACACUGUGAUAUCUUUGAACAAUCUUGAUGAGGAAUCAAACAAGAAGCAUCCAUUCCCUUGUCCUACCUCUUAUCGCACAGCUCUUACCUAUUACUUGGAUAUCACCAAUCCACCUCGUACCAAUGUACUUUAUGAGCUUGCCCAGUAUGCCACCGAUCCUAAAGAGCAAGAGAAUCUGCGUAAAAUGGCCUCUUCAUCAUCUGAUGGCAAAGCCUUGUAUCUGAAUUGGGUUUUGGAAGCAAGAAGAAAUAUUCUGGCAAUUCUAGAAGAUAUGCCUUCAUUGCGUCCACCACUUGAUCAUCUUUGUGAAUUAUUACCACGUCUGCAGGCCCGUUACUACUCAAUUGCCUCCUCUUCAAAAGUCCAUUCCCAUUCCAUACACAUUUGCGCAGUUGUAGUAGAAUAUGAAACCAAGACUGGACGAUUCAACAAAGGUGUCACCACAAACUGGCUCAGAAACAAACAGCCAACUGACAAUGGGCACAAAUCGUCUGUGCCCAUGUACGUCCGCAAAUCUCAGUUCCGACUUCCAUUCAAACCCACCACGCCAGUUAUCAUGAUUGGGCCUGGCACUGGUAUUGCCCCAUUUGUGGGAUUCAUCCAAGAGCGAGAAUGGCUGAAGCAGCAAGGUAAGGAGGUUGGAGAAACUGUCCUGUAUUACGGCUGCCGGCAUGAACAUGAAGAUUAUCUGUACAAGGAAGAACUUGCUAAAUUUCAUAAAGAUGGCGUCCUCACCCAGCUGCAUGUUGCCUUCUCCCGGGACCAGAAAGAAAAGGUUUAUGUUCAGCAUCUUCUGAAGAAAAACAAGGAAAAUAUCUGGAAGCUGAUAAAUGAGGAAAACGGUCACAUCUAUGUGUGCGGUGAUGCCCGCAAUAUGGCUCGUGACGUGCAUAACACUUUCUAUGACAUUGUUGAAGAGUAUGGCAAGAUGGAUCACAGUCAGGCAGUAGAUUACAUCAAGAAGCUAAUGACCAAGGGCCGUUACUCCCAAGAUGUCUGGAGUUAAAGCACGCAAGGCCUGCAAUAAGAGGACUGUCUAGAGCUACUGUUGGAGAUCUGCAUGAGCCCGUUCAGAUUAAUCUGUUAGACUUUAUCUUUUAGAUUCGUUUUUAAGAGAUGCAGCGACAAAGGUGUAGUACUAUUCCAAAUAUAAUUCUCUCCAAUUAUGUUUUGAACAGUACCAGUCAAUAAACUGUCCAAACCAGUAAGAUAUCCAUGGUCAGUCAGUGUGAAAUGGACUUUGUAGCCUUUAUUGUCAAAGGAUAUGCCGUUCAGGAAAUCAAAUCUUUUUCUUUUUUUGUGCUUGCCUUUUCUCUUGAGGUACAAGCAGGAGCAUAAUCAUGGUUAACAUCGAAGACCGUUUUAUAUACUGCUCACUUCUCAUAUCAUGUGGCUGCUUUCUUGUAUUUGUCGGUUAUUAGUGGAUGAGCUGCAAUAUAUUCUACAUUGAAGCAUCUGUUGUAUUUUGACUUUUGCUAGUUAAGCUAAUUUCACUAAUAGUUAUACAAUUCUUACUUUAUGUGAAGCUUUGAUAAUGGUUAAAUACAAAGCCUUGAGGAUACCAGUUCAUCUAGAUGAACUGGAAACUAUUUGUG